UGCAGGUGGGCGCUGAGCAAUGGGACCCUCCUGUGCUGGGGGAAGUGUCCCAGAGCACUGGGAGCACUGGGAGCACUGGGAGCACUGUCCCCACUCAUCCCCGUGCCUCAGUUUCCCCCCGCUCGCAGCCCGGGGCGGGGCGGGGGGGCCGCUCUCAGCCCCACCCGCCAUGCCGGGGGUCCCGCUGCCCUUCGUCCUCCUCCUCCUCCUCCUCGCCGGGACCCCCGCCCGCUCCUUCCCGCGGGACCUGGUGGCCCGCAGCACCGUGGGGCUCGCAGCCACGGCCGCCUACCCGCGCUUCGGGGGUCUCCGGGGGGACAACGGCACGGCUCGGCUCGGCCUGGCCUUCCAGCGGAUGCUGCGGCUCAACGGGACGCUGCUCGUGGCUGCCCGGGAUCACAUCUACGCCUUCGACCUGCGGCAGGACCGGGGGUCGCUGUACCCGGAGCGGGUAAGGGGGGCACGGGGACACGGGGGGCACGGGGGACACGGGGCGGGGGUCGCGGUGAAUUUGGGGAGCGGAGAUCCGGAAUGGGGGGAUUGGGGCGGGGGUCCCCGCGUGUCCCCCCCCCAGGACGAGUGUCACAAUUACAUCCGGGUGCUGGUGCCCCGCGACGCCGAGACCCUGCUGGCCUGCGGCACCAACGCCUUCAGCCCCCUGUGCCGCACCUACCAGGUGAGCAGCCUGGCGCAGCAGGGUGACGAGGUCAGCGGCCAGGCGCGGUGCCCCUUUGAUGCCAAGCAGAGCAUCGUGGCCCUCUUUGUCGAUGGCAGCCUGUACUCGGCCACGGUGGCCGAUUUCCAGGCGAGUGACGCCGUGAUCUACCGCAGCCUGAGCCCCGGGCAGGCCCCCCUGCGCACCCUCAAAUACAGCUCCCGCUGGCUGCAGGAACCCCACUUUGUCCAGGUGCUGCCCUACGGCCCCUACGUCUACUUCUUCUUCAGGGAGGUGGCAGUGGAGCUCAGCGCCCUGGGCAAGGUGCUGGUGGCCCGCGUGGCCCGGGUGUGCCGCAAUGACCGCGGCGGGUCCCCGCGGGUGCUGGAGCGCCGCUGGACGUCCUUCCUGAAGGUGCGGCUGCAGUGCUCCGUCCCCGGGGACACCGUCUUCUACUUCGAUGUCCUGGAGGCCGUGACGCCCCCCCAGACCCUGCACGGCCGCCCCGCUGUCCUCGCCCUCUUUGGCACCCAGCCCAACAGCAUCCCCGGCUCGGCCGUGUGCGCCUUCUACCUGGCAGACGUAGAGCGCUCCUUCGAGGGCCCCUUUGCCGAGCCCCGUGGGACCACCUGGGCCCCCGUGCCAGAGGAGAGGGUCCCUCAGCCCAGGCCGGGCUGCUGUGCCGGGAUGGGAGCUGCUGCCGGCGUUGUCACCUCUGGGGACUUCCCUGACGAGACGCUGCUGUUCGCCAAGGAGCACCCGCUGCUGCACGGCGCUGUGGGCCCCGCGGGCGGGCGGCCCCUCUUCACCCACACCGGCACCAGGCUGACCCAGCUGGCCGUGGACACGGGCGCGGGGCCCCGCGGGAACCACACCGUGCUGUUCCUGGGCGCCGAGGACGGGCGGCUGCUGAAGGUCCUGGCAGCUGCACAGAGCCCCGAGGCCACGCAGCCCCCCGGGGGCACCCCGGCACCGGGGGACACCCGAGAGCCGGGGGACAGCGGGGACAGCAGUGGCAAGCCGCUGCUGCUGGAGGAGAUCAGCCUCUACGACCCCGGGCGGUGCCGCAGCCUGCGGGGCUCCGGGGUGCCCAGCCGGGUGCUGGGGCUGGAGCUGCACCUGCCGGGCCGGGAGCUGCUCGUGGCCUUCGCCGGGUGCCUGCUGCGGCUGCCCCUGAGCCGCUGCGCCCGCCACGGCUCCUGCCGGGGGAGCUGCCUGGCUGCCCGAGACCCCUACUGUGUCUGGCUGCCCUCCAGGGGCUGCGUCCCCUUCUCCGAGGACCUUCCGAGUGGCUUCCAGCAGGACGUGGAGGGAUCCCUGGGGAUCAGCGGGACCUGCCAAGGGGCUGCAGAGGAUGAUGAUGAGGAUGGAGACCUGGCCCACGGGGUGCGGCACCCGGGCCCGGGGGCCGAGCCGACGGUGCCGGUGCCGGUGCUGGUGGGCUGCGUGCUGGGCGCCUUCGCCCUGGGAGCCCUGGCCACCGGGCUGGUGGCCACCUGCUGCCAGCGCCCCGCCGUCCCCAAAGCCCCCCCGGAGCCGCCCUGCGCCCCUCGGAGCCCGGCCCAGCCCGCCGUGCCCCGCCUGUACCCCGCGCUGCCGCCCCAGGGAGGGAGCGGCUCCUUUCGGGACCCCCCCGAGCCGCAGCCGGAGCCCCCCGCGCCGCCCCCGGCCUUCGGCCCCCACGACCGGGCCCCGGUGCGCCUGGAUGUGCCCCCCGACAGCCCCCCGGCGCCGCGGCGGCCGCUGGCACCGAGCCGCUCGCUGGGGGGGACCCCCGUGAGCCCCCCCGGGCCGCCGCGGGGCCUCACCCGCAUGCACUCGCUGGGGACACCGGGGGGCACAGCCUGGGGACCCCGGCCCGGCGCCCUGGAGCGCUCGCUGUCCGUGAAGCCCCCCGUGCUCCCCAAGCCGCUGCUGCUGCCCGCGGCCCCCGGGGACCCCGAGCUGUCACCUGCCCCCACGGACCCAGCUCUCUGUCCCCAUGUCACCAGGACAGACAGGGAUCCCCGUGUCCCCACACUGCAGUGACAAGGGCUCCAUGUCUCCCGUCCCCCCGGUUUUGCUUUUUUUUAAUUCUUUCUAAUUUAUUUUCUGUUCGUGGGGGGGAUGGGAGUUGCUGUCACCCCCCCCUCUUUGGGGACACCAGGAAGGGGGACACAUGGCCCAGCCCAUCCUACUGUGUAGGAGCAGGGCUGGGCCGGGGCACUGCAACAGUGGCACAGGAUUUUAAUAAAAAAUACAGAACAAAAAAA
Passer montanus (Eurasian tree sparrow) is the source of this 2907-nucleotide messenger RNA. It is a transcript of the gene SEMA6C, whose product is annotated as semaphorin 6C. Gene Ontology annotation, molecular function: chemorepellent activity; semaphorin receptor binding. The record is from RefSeq and is a predicted model, not a curated record. The transcript has 17 exons. The coding region runs from base 20 to 2683 and encodes 887 amino acids. Gene Ontology annotation, biological process: neural crest cell migration; negative chemotaxis; positive regulation of cell migration. NCBI's taxonomy places the organism in Eukaryota, Metazoa, Chordata, Aves, Passeriformes, Passeridae.